Neohortaea acidophila is the source of this 1311-nucleotide messenger RNA. Its product is annotated as pyridoxal phosphate-dependent transferase. The coding region runs from base 1 to 1311 and encodes 436 amino acids. Gene Ontology annotation, molecular function: L-allo-threonine aldolase activity. Gene Ontology annotation, biological process: glycine biosynthetic process; L-threonine catabolic process. Lineage: Eukaryota; Fungi; Ascomycota; Dothideomycetes; Mycosphaerellales; Teratosphaeriaceae. The record is from RefSeq and is a predicted model, not a curated record. Gene Ontology annotation, cellular component: cytosol. The transcript has a single exon.
AUGGCGAAUAGCACAGACAAGCCAGAACCCAUUCGAUUCAGAUUCGCACAAUCCCUCGAGGCACCCCAAUUCAUCGAGCGGGCCGCGCAAUAUGCCAAAGACCCCCGGAAAUACCUCGAAGAGAAACUCGGCCGCAACGUCCUGGAAGAGCGAAAACAUCUCCUGCACAUCCCCGACAAAGUCGACAAGGACAUCUACGGCGCCGGCGAGCACAAGGCUAACUUCGAAAAGCACAUUGCCAAACUGUUCGGCAAGGAAAGUGGGCUGUUCUUCAUUACGGGUGUGCAGGCGCAAUUGGCCGCGUUGAAGACGCAUUGCGAGCGAGUGGGAAGAAAUCGCGCCGCCUGGCACGUGACUUCCCAUUUGGAAACCGCGGAGGCAGGGUCGUAUAAGCAUCUUUACGGCUUGGAGAGGGUUCUGCUGGGCGAGAAGGAUGAGAACCCCAGCCUCGAGGCCAUCGAGAAGGCACUUUCGUUGCCAGAGGAUCAGCGCCCCGCGGUUGUGCUGCUCGAGAUCCCCAAUCGUACGCUCGGCAGCAAGACGUAUACGUGGGAUCAACUCGUUGCCAUCUCGGCCGCAUGUAAGAAGGCCGGAGUAAUCUUCCACUGCGAUGGAGCUCGCAUGUGGGAGAUUGAGCCAUACUACCAGAAGACGGCGGGCAAGACGUUCGCGGACGUUGCGGGACUCUUUGAUUCGAUUUACGUCUCCUUCUACAAAGGACUGCGCGGCGCGGCCGGGGCGAUGUUGAUGGGCGAGAGCUCGCUGAUUGAGGAUGCGAAGGUAUGGCAGAAGCGGGUGGGCGGGACGGUGAUUACAUUGAUGUACGAAAUCAUCGAUGACGAGCGCGGGUUCAACGAGAACAUUGGCACGUUCGCGCGCAAGUGGAAGAAGAUGGAUGAUCUGCAACGAGGGGUUUUGGAAGCGACGGAAAAGUUCCGAACGAAGGAUGGCGAGAGGAUUAUCAGUUUCGUGGCGGACCCUGCGACUUGCUGUCAAGUGCACAAUGUCUUUUCGGGAUACACCAUUGAGGAGUUGACGGCUGCCAGGGACAAGGUGGAGGAGAAGUUGAAUGUGCGGCUGUUUGAGAGGCUACGAGCGAAGGAGAGUGUGGAGCUCAUGACCAAGGCAGAGCGGGAGAGGAUGCUGGAGACGAAUGGGAACAAUGUCGUGGCGACGGAGGAUGACAGGAAACACACAAUUGAGUGGAUGUUGGCGGAGGAAACGCUGGAGGUGGAGACGAAGGUGUUUGUCGACGCCUUCGCUGCAUUUGCUAAGGAGCUAGUAACGGCAGGGGCAGCAGGCAAGCAAUGA